CCCCUGCUUGUGCACGCUCCCUGGGAGCGUGCACAAGCACGAGGUCCCGAUCAUGUGAUCACUGAUUGGCCAAUCGGUGAUCGAAUGCAGAGCAGUAAGCAAGAUAUCACUUCUGGCAUCAUUGCUUACUACGUGUGAAAUGAGUGAAUGAUCACAGAGGUCACAUGCUGCAUUCUUGCAGCCAUUGAGAAAUAUUGUGAGAGCUGUGAUUGGUCACAGCUUGUCACAUGGUACAAGGCUGUUGUGAAUAGCCUUGUACCGUGUGAUCUCUGUGAUCAUUCACAG
This is a messenger RNA of Staurois parvus, 285 nucleotides long. The record is from the annotation of a GenBank genome assembly. NCBI's taxonomy places the organism in Eukaryota, Metazoa, Chordata, Amphibia, Anura, Ranidae.